ACAACAUAUUUUUGGAUUAUGUAAUACUGUGGUACUCAUUCACUUACCGUAUCAACAGCAACGAAUGAAGCUGUUUUAAUUGCCACCACCAUAGCAGGCCAAAGUUCUUUGAAAUUGCCAUUCUGGACAUCAAUAACAGGGACGACAAAUGCGGACGCCAUUUCGCCAAGUGAAAGCUACUUGGCAGCGAAAAGGAAUACCGCACUUGGUCACUUCUACGUUUACUUGCGGUAGCUGAGCAAACCCUCAACUGUCUUCAUUCUAAGCUACUAACUCAAUAAGAAUCACUUUAAGAAGCGCCGACUAAGUGUAGGUAAUUUUGAAUGGGCAAGUAAACAUGGACACAACGUGCUCGACGGGUCCUGUGGUGUCAUACUCAUAGAGAGUUUACCAUAAGCCUGUUUUACCCGCAACGUUUAUUUGCAUUAUUAUCUAAGAUGUCAAUAUAAUAUCUUCAUUACAUUGCAAUCUAAUAAUUAUCAUUGUUAUUAUUUAAUGUAUUUCAUACUUUAUUCUGCCUAUCUCUUACAUUAACGUGUUUUUUUUCCCGUGUAUUUCUUUUAAUCAGGCAUUUGCUGCGGACAUAUAAAUUACGUCACAUACUCAACUAGCUAACCGAAGGUCGCCAUUUUGGCUCAAACAAAGUAAGGAAACAUUGAGUUGUAUGUGACUAUUUUGCAUUAUUUGGUUUAAUACGGUACAAUUCAUUUGCUGGACAGCCUUGUUAUGUGAGUGAGUUAAUAUUAGACGAAUAAUUAAUUUUUGUUCCAAAAACGUAAAGUUUUAUUUCCACAAAGUAAUGGAUAAAAUUUACCGAGCUUGUCUGUUAAUAUAACAAAAAAAAUAAUAACAUUGACGCAGGUUUUUUUUUUUUUUUUUCGUGUGCAAUGGGUGGAUGCUCGGCUCCUAACUGCACCAAUUCAACCAGCAUAGGGAAACAACUGUUUAGAUUCCCCAAAGACCCUGUCAGGAAGAAGAAAUGGGUUGUAAAUUGCCGACGUGACUUUGAACCAACUCCACACUCGAGACUGUGUCAAGACCAUUUUGAGCCGAGUCAGUUUGAAGAAUUGGCAAAGUCUCCAGCAGGAGGAAAGAAAUUGAAGCCCAAUGCCAUCCCGACUCUCUUCAGUGCUGGAGACCCUCCAUACCCUGCGGUUACUGCUCCGUUUAUUAUGCUACCCUUGAAACCUGAGCUAGUGGAGAAGGAGCUGAAUGUUGGCGACCAUGGCUAUGCUAGACGCACUCCUUUCUUCGGCCUGGAAGAGGAGGAUGGAGAUAGAACAGCUCUGGAUCAGCAGUCCUGCACACAAUGUCACCUCCUGAAGAAACAGCUGGAGAAAGAGAUGCAGCACACCAUGAAACUGCAAAAGGAGGCAGAGGAGAUGAAGAAGCGUCUCUACCGACUCGACCGGAUUGAGAAGGGACUCCAGAACUUUCUGUAUGAGGACCAGAUCCGUGCACUGUCUCUCACCAAGCGGUCUCGCCGAGCCGUCUGGUCUCCGGAGACUAUCCUGAAGGCCAGAAAGAUCCGAAGCGCAGUCGGCACCAAAGGCUACGAGUACCUGAGAGAGCUGGGCUACCCGUUACCCUCCUACCGGACUCUAUGUAACCGCUUGGAAACCAAAAUCAUGGUAACGACGGACAUGAGCUGUGAGGAACUGGCGGAACUGGGCCUGGGACUCAUGGCCACCUGCGAUAGCCCAACAGAAAAUGUUGGCGACAAUGAGGAAGAAGACCUUCUCGGUGUCUUGUCCUGAUCUUUGCUAUUUGAUUAACUCGUUAACCAUAUGUGAGAUCUCGUCAAGUGAAGGCUUUGUUUGCCUCAGAAGUUGUUGGUUUCUGGUGUGUCCUGAACUGAGACAAGAUGCAGGAGCAUGCAGCUAACAGGUUUAUGCAAAAGGUUUGUUCAGAAACUUGAACAUGCAACAGAAUGAGCCAUAUGACCAGUAGCAGACCAAACACAAAAUACAUUUGUGUGUGUCUCACGACUUGUGUAGAAAACCAAAAGAACCCUCAAUGAGCACAAAAUGUUUGUUGAAACUUUAUUGAAUACACAGUCCCAUGGAAUUCGGUUAAUGGGCCACAAUAAUGCAGUAAUGAUUCCAUAAUGAUGAAAAAUAAAAGUACAAAAUUUGAACUUAAAUGUGGAAGCACGAAAUGGGCCACAAAAUAAAGAUUGCUAUCAAGAUUUUAACAUAAUGUUGAUUUUUUUUUUAAAGUACUCAAUUUUACAGUGAGUUGUAGUGCCUACUACAAAAAUCACAGAGGCUGACGCCAAUUGCAUCCGGAUUGUGACAAAAUAAAUGUGAUAUAGCAAACAUAAAUUGUUCUGAGGCAGCAUAGUGAACCUACAAAAAUGACCAAUAUUCUGUAUUCUCACUGUGGUUUUGUGUGUAUUGCUUAUAGCAUUUGCAUUGAGGUAAUUGUGAGUUAAGUUGUUUUUGUAGUAAUGCUGACAAGCAAGUCUGUAAAUAACUACUGGUUGUAUAAUUGCAUUGUGUACUUUAUGCACAGUACUAUUUAUUGUGUAAAAAAAACAAAAAAAAAAACUGCACGGGUUUGUCACUUUGAUCUUCUGGUUCUGAAUGUCAUUGAUUUUGGCCUCUUGCUUUGUUCCAAAGAUCAAAUUGUGUGGGUUUUCAGUCACAUGGAGUUUGGCUCAACUUCUGCAAAGUCCCAGUUCAAAAUUGGAUUUGCGCAUAUAAAUGUGGAGUAUAUUAGAGAUGAUGUUUGUCCUGCACAUUUGUGUGUUAUGCGUGGAGGCCUUAGCCCAAAUGUGCAACUUCUCGGCCGGGGUGUAUGUUAAGUAAGGUAUUAUAUAUGGGCGUAUUCAAGCCAUGUAUUUUGAAAGCGCUAUUUCGUGUCAAGCCUCGAUCUGACAAGAUUUUUGGUGCUUUCAAAUUUUCAAUACUGCUUUGAAAGAGUUGACAACAAUGGACCAAUCAACUAGUUUAUACUGGAAUCUCUAAAUUUGGUUGCUGAUGAUGGAAUGAUGCCACGACAAAAGUAUUCGCCAGAAAAGUCAACUUUGGUACAUUUGUUACUGCGUCCUCAUCUGUCAACAAAGUUAGGUUAUUUUUGUGAUGAAGUGGUUAAUGCAUCAAGUCGUCAUCUUCAGCAAUCCUCCAUCAUUACGUUCAUAUUUGUCAGGUGUCCGUCACGUACCAUCAAAGCUAAACGUGAGAAGACAGUUGCUUUUUUUUAGGAUUAGAUUGUACACAGGCCACUUUUAAACUUGUGUGAAAGUUUAGAAUGUGGCACAGACCUUGGACUUUGUAAAUGUAAAACACUUUAACUACGUACGUGUUCCGUUGUUUGUGGACAGUGUUUCACUCCACCUCUUUGUUUGAUUUGGGGGAAGAGUCCAGCCUAGAAGCUUCAAAAACAGCUGAGGUGUUUCUAAGUGUUUGUUUGGGUGAACAGGACAGCAAGGAUACAACAGAGGUAAGCAGUUAUGGUUGGGCUUUGCUUUAUUACAAGGAAUAUUAUUAUUAUAAUUAUUAUUGUAAGACUGUCCGGUCGGUGUCCA
Phycodurus eques (leafy seadragon) is the source of this 3529-nucleotide messenger RNA. RefSeq lists its product as uncharacterized. The transcript is spliced from 4 exons. Lineage: Eukaryota; Metazoa; Chordata; Actinopteri; Syngnathiformes; Syngnathidae. The record is from RefSeq and is a predicted model, not a curated record. Bases 888 to 1757 code for a protein of 289 amino acids. Gene Ontology annotation, molecular function: sequence-specific DNA binding.